Messenger RNA from Polyodon spathula (Mississippi paddlefish), 1693 nucleotides. RefSeq names its product protein phosphatase 1, regulatory subunit 35 (gene ppp1r35). The coding region runs from base 280 to 1518 and encodes 412 amino acids. Gene Ontology annotation, biological process: negative regulation of phosphatase activity. The transcript has 7 exons. Lineage: Eukaryota; Metazoa; Chordata; Actinopteri; Acipenseriformes; Polyodontidae. The record is from RefSeq and is a predicted model, not a curated record. Gene Ontology annotation, molecular function: phosphatase binding.
UUCAACUGUCAACAGCAUGGCAGCGCGCGGCGGAGGGAGGUUUACGAGCCCGUUUCUAUAGUAAUAAUAAUAAUAAUAAUAAUAAAAAAGAGAACAUUUUCAACUAUCAGAAAUAUCUCAUUGAAAAUGUAAAUGCCGUGUUUAUUUGCGUAGCUGUCUGAACUGAAGGCGCGAUUAUUAAGCCGUUUUUCUGUAAUAAGAAUUGCAACGUUUUUGCAGGGGGUUGGGCUGUUCUUAGUCCAAUAAGAGGAAGCUCAGUGCUUCCCCCUGCUGUUGAAGAUGAAACUGGCAGUGCCUACGACAGAUUGUACCCCCAAACCCUACACCCCACUACACUACACUGACCAGGAGAGCCUCCCAUUGCACUGCGCCCCAAAACGACCGGGGCACACAGUCCUGGAACCUGUCUCUGCGACGAGCAAGCCCAUGUUAUUGGGAUCCACUGACCAGGAGAGCUUCCCGUCGUACUGCGCCCCAGGACCAGUGGGGUGCGAUGACGGAGACGCAUCGUUACGGCAGUGCAGUGACCCCGAGAGCCGGCCUGUGCAGAGCGGCGCCUCACUGUUGGGGUACCCAGAGUCUGUGCCCAUGCGCCACGCCCCCACUCCCCUGCACUCCGAACCACAGCCCCUGGGGUCCCUCCCGGACCUCGAUAUCUCACUGACCCCUGAGAAGAUGAGCCGGGGAACGGGGGGGAUUCUGAAGAGAGGAGGAGGAGGAGAGAACAGACACCGACAGGUGCGUUUUCACAUCACUCCCCAGUCGGACACCAGCACCUGCAAGGAGAGCGAUGACCUUUCACCCCGGCCGGAGAGGGAGGCGGAGCCCCGCACUGUGACGCCGGUGUCGGGGGGCGGAGUCAGAGAGAGGGGUGUCGACACCCCCAAACCCAACCCCAACCCCACAGCCAUCUUCUCAAAGGAGGGGUCCUCGUCACGCCAGAAGGCACCUAAGAGGACAGCUAAAGCCAAGGCCCCCAAGGCCAGUGAUGAGCGGACGAAAAGCAGAGCCCAGCAGGCAGUGGGUGAGACGCCCGUGGAGGCCGGGCCAGGGGUCCUUCUGGAGAGACCUGCGCUCCACACCACGCUGGCUCUGGGGGCGGAGCUGAGGGGCGUGGAGGGGGCGGAGUUUCAUCCCAGGAGGGCGGUGCUAGAGCAGCUGAGGAAAUCAUCCCUGACAAGAAACAUUGUGGAGGGGAAAAUAGCAGAGGCUGUGAAUGUUCCUCGGUAUCAGACCCGGUUCCAGGCUCUGGUCAGCCUGGCGGUUCCGCAGCAGGAUGUUCUGAGCUCCGCGCUGAGGGAGCGGCUGGCGCUGGUCCCGCCCGGUCGGACCCAGCCCGGGAAGAGUUCCCCAGCAGAGGGCCCCGACCUCCUCGCCUUCUACAGCCCCUGCGAGCUGCUGUGGGAGACCCCGCACCUGCCCCUGGAGGGGUUGCCCCCUCUCCGAGUGAGCACCAGGACCAGACCCCCCGAAACUACUUUCAACCUCUACAGCAAGCGCAGGCAGUGGGAGUCCUGAGCGGGGCCCCCUUAUUGAUCUGCACCCCAAAAUACUACAGACCCCCAGCACAGCGCACCCCGCUGGAUUCUUGUCGGAUUGGAAAUAUUAUGUGACGUGUGUCUGCUGUGAUCUGUGUUUUUUUUUCCUACUAAUUUUAUACCGUAUGAUUUUGCAAUAAAAAAUUACAUAAAAA